AUGUCCAGGAGGAAACAGGCUACACCUCGUUCGCUCAGACGUAAGUAUCCGUAACCCUACUGCCCCCGUUGCAUGUCCCGGCCUUCCGUUCCGCCGAGAAAUCAUCGCGUAUAAAAAUCGUACCGCGGCGCGUUUAUCGUUAUUGUCCCGAAUCAUGCGACUUUCGUCCAUAUAAUGUGUGUAUAGUGCACCCUGAUAUACUGCAUAGUGGCGUGCUUGCCAUAUGUAUCCCUUUCUGCUUUAAAGGCCACGUGAUGAGGGCUGACAUUUUUCUCUAUAUAAAAUUAUGACCGUUAGACCGUUUCGUCGACGUGUGUAUUCAGUGUCGGUCUGAUUCGCCAAAGCCCCCUGGGGCACGGAGGUUUUUUUCAUGGGGACCUCAUAGAUGAAAAAUAAAAAGUCGUUUCGAUUAGUGGGAAAAGUCGGUGUCAUUGGUCGAUAAUGUUUCUAAAAAUAACAGUGGAGUUCGCGGCGGCGUGGGUAGGUAUUAUUUGGCUAUCUACUAUAUUUAUUGAGGUAUGCAAUAUUCAUACAAAUGAUUUUUAGUGACAUCUCAGUUUUCAGUAUUUUGUGUAUACAUUUCCUAGCUCAUCACAUAAUUAUUGUGAAUAAUAAAUUAUUGUAUAUUAUAUUAUUUGACAGCAGUCUGCAAUAUAGUCAACUAAAGUAUAAACAAUACUAUACAUACAUUUUAAUGAGUAUUAAAAUUGUUCAGCAAUACCACCCUUCCCCUCACUUUAGUUUUGUUAAAUUGAAAAAAAAAAAUUAUUGAAAUGUUGAAAAACUUUCUCAUCUCAGUAAAAAUAAUUAGUAAAUAAUUAAAAACACAACUUCUUUUUUUCGUAAAAUAAUUUAAAGAAAACUACCUUUAUAUAAUAGCUAGGUGUAGAUAUAUUUUGCUUGUACUACGAGUAUAAUGUAUAAUUUUCAUUUACUGUGUUUAGCCAAGGAGGGCCUCGUUGAAAAAUCACGAUUAUUUUUGUGAUAUUAUAGAUACGGUAUUUAAAAUAUCAUAGGAUAUAUAAUUUAACAUAAUAUUUCAAAAAUAUAUUAAAAUUGUUAAAAUACUGAGAAAAUGCCAUAAACUACAUAAAAUGAAAAAUUAACAUCAAUUUGAUUAAAUAAGCUAUAAAUUAAAAUUAUUAUAUACAUUAUGAUAAUUGGGUUUUAAAAAUAAUAAAACAUAUAUUUUUAUUAGUAUCAUUGAGCAAAAAAAAAAAAAAUAAAACGGAUGGAUAUACUUCGCACGUAGGUGCAAUCAUUUUUGUAGGUGGGAAAUUGGGAAGGUAGGAUACAGAUGGGAAUUUAAUGUAUAUCUGUAAGCAACGACAAACCAUUGCUAACGAAAAAACGAUUCUGAGCAAAGUUCAGUUGAUAGUGUUUGUCAACAAUAUAUAUAUAUAUAUGUCAUAUUAUGGUAUAAUGAUUACAAUAAUGAGCGUUUCCAUGACAACAAUUACUGUUUAAAAAGAAUAAAAAGAAUAAAACUUAAUAAUAACAAAAAAUAAAUAAAAACGGUUGCCAACGACAACUUUAUUUUUAAUCUUUCAAUCUUUUUAACCCAAAAAACCAAGUUUUCCUCAUUAUCUCGAAUAUUAAUGAGCAUCUCAAAAAACUACUUCUCUAAAGUACCACCCAGGGAAUAUUUUCUUUCAGAAAAGGUGCUAUAUUUGAUAAUCAGAGUAUGCUUUCUAGCAGAAAAAGCGUUCACACAAAAAAAAAAAAAAAUUAAUAAUAAACGUCAUUGUAAAACCAAUACAUUCCUCGUUCCACUCAGUAUCUAAAAUAAUUAUAAUAAUAAUAAAAGAUAUAAGAAUAAAAAGACAAAAGUUUUAUAAGAUACUAUCUAUCCCAUGAGUAUAAAUAGUAUUAAGGGGACAUACAUAAUAUCUAAUAAAUUAACAAACAAAAACAAGUUUAUAUUUUAAAAUUUAAAUGGGUACCUACCGAAUAUUUUAACUUGAUAUUAUAUAAAAAAAAAUUGUUCAUCCUUUUCCGUUCGUUAAAAAUAUCCAAAUGCUAUACGCACACGCGAUGCCGCAAUUACUCAAAAUAUUCAAAACAAUUUGAAAUCCAUAGAAUUCCGGAGAGCGGCCCCUCCCUCCCCUUCCCUCCCCCUCGUUAUGCCACACAGUCUGCGAAGUGUGAUUGUUGUUUUUUGACGGUAUGUUUUUUUAACGGUCUCCGAUAAUUUACGAUUUAUUAUGCGGUCGGUAUACGAUCAUUUUGUUUACAAUUUACUCGCGGGCGUAAAGAUUUAACAAUAAUUUGCCAAUGCACGCGUUCGCGUGUUCGCUGCAGACUUUGUGCUCGGAUACUUGUACGCGGUAUACGGAUUACCGUGUUUUUUUUUUCUCCGUGCAGAAGCCAGGCGAUUUUUAUUGUGUACACCGACAAGCAAAUACCGACGGAAAAUAGACCGUUACGAGAUAUAUCGUCUCUUUUUCUCUCUCUCUCUGUACGUAUAGUAAGACAACUGUUGCCGCCUUUCCGUCUAUUAUGUUUCGCUAUACAGAAAUAACCGGUUAUAAUGAUUCGACAACGACGACGACGACGACGACGGCGACGCGUAAACCUAAGUACACCGUCAAUUUUAUGAAUCAUGAAAUUGAUGAACCGUCGCCGUCCGUCACGUAGAUCGUACUCACGCGCUGCCCGCCGCGCCGUGCAAUGUGCACGCCAACUGCAGUGUUAUAAACUUCUGUGCGGGCGUUACCUGAUGUGUAUAAUGUGUGUGAAACAGUCUCGUAUGUAUAACAUGCGAAACGAACGUCAUUAGUAUUCGGUGGCUACACAUAGCGCGGAUUUCACCAUACCCCAUAGCACACGGCGCUGCAUAAUGUUAUCGCUGUGCGGUUGCCGGUCGUCGUGAUAUCGGGCCGAUAACGCACUGUAUUCGAUUAACGUUCGGCCGGGUACAAUGCAGCGGGGCGUCCGUGUCCGUCGUAAGAAAAUCCGACGGGUCGCGAACGUGCGGCGGGCGCGGCGCGGCGUGAAACUACGCGUUAUAAGCGUGUGUUGUUUGUUGUUGUUACAACGUUAUUAUCGUACUGCCGCUAAUGGGUUUUAUUAAUUUCGUCGAAAAGACGAAAAACAAUCCGACGGAAAUUCCGGGGGACGGGGAUGCAUAUGUGCUCCCCCCCCCUCCCACCAUUUCGAAACGCCCGACGGUUAAUAAUAACGCCGUAAUAUCAUCGUGAUAUUUUACAGCGGUAUUUGCGGAAAAUACGUAUUGUUAUUAUUAUCGCGCGGAGGAAUCCCCCGAGAAAAACAUUACUGUAAAUGUAACAAUGCGCGUUUUAAUCAAAAUACGUUUGUACUAUCGGUAGGUUUGUGUUAGAAAAUAAAAAAAAAAAAAAAAAAAAAAAAAAAAAAAUGCUGUCGAGAACGGAAUAAUCGAGCUAUCGGACCGUUGUAGUAAAAAUAUUAUUGGGUAAUAGCUAGUGUACGUUAAUUCCUCUUCUGCUUACAAAUACUUCUCAUCUGUUCCGCUACACAAGCCACGCGUUUUUCUGUAUGGAUUCUAAAUAAUGACAAUACAGUUAUACAAUUAUUAUUGUUUAGCUUGGUACCCGUGUGUAAACGGCGUAAAGUAUUUAUUAUGUUAUUAUUAUUGCGGAAUGGCGUGUUUACGAUACGUUAUUUCUGCCGAAGGAUUUGAAAACGAAAAACUCGAGAAACACCGCAGUGAAACAGCGGAGUUUUUUUUUUGUCUGGGAGAACGACCAUCGCACACAAGACAUUGCAAUAAUACGUUGAUUACAUAUUAAUAAUCGAAUUAAAUACUUCAUUGUCGAAAUCACUAUUUUGUAUUACAACUGUUCGGACGUCGGAUUGUACAUGAGAUUGUACGUUUGCCUCGUAAGUCUAGAACAAUAAAUACAUACACGUGCAAUAAUUUCCACGUCCCGUCUGUCUGUGUCUACCCGAUUACUGCUGGUUUUUGUAAUUCCGUCAUUUUCCCAUCGAUUAUGAUGAAACUCUAUGUGUAGGUGUCAUACAUAUAUGAACUGAUAUACAACUGUGUAGCAAACAAUUAUUAAAAAAUAAUGGUUUAAUGGUUGUUUUCUAUUAUUGAAGUGAACCGAGGGAUGAAAAUCGUAUAUAUCCCGCGCCACAUUAUUAAAAAUGUCUUUAAAAAUUCAAUCUAAUGUGAUAUUUUUUCAUGCACAUAUUAUUAUUUCGUGACAUAUUAGCUCCUAAUUUCGAUAAAAAUAUGCCCCCUCUAUCUAACUUCUCAACCACGUGAUUACAAAUUAUAAACAACCCAAGAAAGUAUCCAGCCGAAGAAAAUGAUUUUGUACAAAAUACGUCGGUGAAGAAGUUGUUCCCAUCCCUCACUUAGCCUGAUGGAAUCAGAUUUCAAUAUGUUGCUUAUUAUAUUUACAACGAAGGAAUUAUAAUUUUGAACUCAUUAUUUUGGUAGCGAUCGAGGUUUUAGUAAGAAGAAUCAGCGUCCACAUUUUUUGCGUCAUGUUUGAUGUGAAAUUUUUCGUUCAUUUAACUUAAUUUUGAUGAUUGACAUGGAGCUCGAGGAUGGGGCUAUCCCCAUAAAUACUCAGUUAAGCACCCUCCCCAAUCGAAUUCUUAUCGAGUAAAUAAUAAGCGUUCGAAAUAAAUAUUGUGGGGAUUUAUGCCCCAUUCAAAAUAUUUGGGCUCUUUGCGCCUAAUAUUUAUAUAUUUUUGCUUAAGGUUUAUUGAUCGUUGUCAGCCCUGCAAAUAGGAUCCGCGCACGCUUAUGGAUACCGCACUUUACCGUUAUGUGCCAUUUCGAGCUCUGUGUACGCAAUCUAAAAUUAUACCGAUGUGUAUUAUACAUAUUUAUAUAUUUAAUUACAAUAGAAUUAUGCGUAUCGCAUAAUAUUAUUACCUAUAAAACACUGCUGUAUUCGGAUUUCGUCUAUUAUAAUACAAUAUAAAAACGUUUGUAUAUAAUUUGGGUGCGUAGAAUAAAUACAAAAUCGAUUCGAGAUCAUAAUUACUUUGGGAUGUCCGUCCGCGGCGAGUCGUGUGGAAGCAGCGGCGGCGGCAGCAGCGGCGGCGGCAGCAGCGGCGGCGGCGGCGGCGGCGGUAACAUCGGUCAAAAUGAAUUCCCAUUGUAACGCAAUGGGAAAUUCAACGGGCACGGUCAGGUCUCUAGGGACGCGGCGUUGCCGGCUCGGUUUUCCCGCCGGUAUACGUUCGCUCGCGAGUUGCCUUCAGUUCCGCCGUCGCCGCCGCCACCCACACCACUUCGUGUACGUGUAUAUAUAUACACGCGCGCACUACUCUCCGUGCGAUUAACGGAGGUGGCGGUGGCGGUGGUGAGGCAGUCGUUUUUCCCUGACGAGGCGGUUCUUCUCCGCGACGACGAGAUGCGGAACCGGACGGACGGACGGCGGUGGCGGCGGCCGUAACAAACUUUUCCGUUCCGACUUGCGAGCGCGCGCACGCUCUUCUCUUCUGCACCGCAAUUGUGUAAUAGCAGACGUAGUAUAGUUAGUACUAUACAGCCAUACACAGUAAUAGCGGUUGUAUUAGACGAAGCAGUGGUAGUAUUAGUAGUAGUAGUAAUAGUACUCGCGCAAGUAGUAGUAGGAGAACGAAACGUCGUCGUCGUCGUCGUCGUUGUAGCUGGUCUCUGGGGGGUACACCGUAUAUAGGACGCGGUGUAGUAGGGAGUUGUCGGUGUGUUUUUGUAAGAGUGUGUGCGUGCGCGCAAGGCGUACGUGUAUAUAGGGCGAGGGGGGAGGGGGGGGGGGGGGGGGGGGGGGUGAGGCAGAGGUAGCUCUCCGGUAUAACUGUCGGGGACCAGCUGUCUCUCGAGCGUCUCGGCAGCGGUUGCCGUCCCCCGGGGGAUAUACGGCGUCCCGACGCACGUAUAUACGGCCGCGAGCGCGCGGCGCGGUCGCGCGGGGACAGCGGCGGGUCCCAGUAGGGAAACCCGGUCAGGUGCCGCAUUAGUCUUAUCGGGCGCGCAACCUUCAACCGAACUUGGCACGUGUGUGACAGCAACGACGAAAAUUGCGAGACCGAACUUUACUACGCGUGUGUACGCUGCGCCGUAGUCUCGAUGACCGUGCAGGACGGCGACAGCUGCUGAAACGGCCGAAAAUGCCGCUGAUGGCCAUAACCACUAUCGCGUUCGCGAGAAACAAUCAUAAUUUGGGUAUCGCCGCUGUACCCCCUCUAAAAAUGUCGGGAUCAAUCGUACAGAAAUCUCUUUUCGCGUUGAAGCCCGUAUCAUUUUGAGCGUUGCACGGAUCUCGGACGUAUUCCAGCCCCACUAUACUGACGGGCAUGAGCGCACCGCGGUUUUCGAUAUCAAACAUUAUCGCGUUAUUCGUUUGUUUUUCGGUACGCGCUUUUUUGAAUUUGUAUGUUAGUGAUUAGCAAAAAAAAAACCCCAACACUUAUUCGGGAUGCACCCUGACCCGCGUCGAGGUAACAUUCAUUAAUCCCCCAAAAUAAGCCUUCCUGAGAACAAACCGAAACCCUUGUUAAUAUUGACCUCGGGCUUCCCGAUCCUGUAUAACACUGGCAUGUAAAGUCCACAACAAUAUAUUAUUAUUAUUAUGUAAUGUACCAGAUUUCAUUUUUUUUUUAUCUGUACUUUUUCUAAAAAGAAAUCUGACUGAGGUGGUACUUCGAGGAGGUAAUUUUUUGAUUUUCCCAUAAAAUGGAGAAAAACAUGGUAAAAACUAGGAAAAAUAGAUACAAUUGUUAAGCAAAUAUAUUAUGCAUAAUGUAAUUAUUUUACCAUAAUGUGACAUAUAUAUUGUUGACAAAGCGACACUAUUAACCGAAUUCCGCUCAGAAUGGUUUUUCGUUAGCAAUGGUUAAUCGUUGCGUAUAGGUAUACAUUAAAUUUUCCCUUCACACCUACAACAGUAACCCACGUGUGAAGUAUGUCUAUGUUUUUUUAACGUUUUUGUUGGUGUAAGGUCUAUUCACACAUGUCCGUACCGUCCGUUCAGUGAUAGUACAGUUCGACGGCAUUUAUUCACAAAAUAUGUCCAGUUCAUGUUUGUGCCGUCCGGAUUUUGUGCACUACGUUUGGCACUAGAUUUGAUUCACAAAUUUCAUUUACAAGUUCAGUAAUAAACAGAACUUGUAUCAAGAGCGUUUCCAUAUCCUUUUCCAAAUAGCAUCUUUGUAUGCGCUGUCUAAUAUAUAUUUAGAAUAUGAAAUAAAUCCUAAAUAGCAUUACGUGCUCUCUUACAGCUUCGAUUAACUUUUUAUUAUUCAUUAUCGUCGAUUCAAAAAUAAUUUAAAAUAAACUACAACUAGAACUAGUAACAAUUUGUUUAAAAAAACAAGUAUCGAUGUGAUUUGACCCCCGAUCGUUUACAGCGCGCGUACAGAUAAUUCGCUGGACAAAUAAUUCGAAUCCGUUGUUGAUUCGUACCUUUAGCUAAUCAAGCGACGACGAGGUUGUGUUAGUUUUUUAGGCUUACGUAAUCCCGAACACGGGGGGUGAAGGAUUGUCGGAUGUACGCGGCGCGAAGUUGACCGAGCGCACAAAAUAAUCAAAUACCAACCCUUAGAUUGUACCCUCUUAUAUAGUUUUUAAACUCAUACGCGUGCAUUUCCCAAUAGUAUAGUAUAUAAUAUAGCCACGGAUGACACGGCCUUCGGAAACCCGGAAAAUCUGAAAAGUCAGUGAAAACUCAGAAUAUUCGGGGAGAAUUUGUAUGCAAUUCCGAAAUUUUAAUUUCAAACUUCGAUCUGUAUUUUCAUAAAUUUGUAUUGUUCAAAAAUCAAAAAUAUCGUAUUGUUAUUCUUAUAGGUUUGUUCCAACACACCAAGCUCAAACUGUCAAACGGUUGUUUACACACAUCAGUCCAGUUUUGGGAUUGGUUUCGGACAGUCAAAACGAUCUUCUGUUUCGAAUGGAGACUAGUAGUCAGAAAUCCUGUUAUCAUUUAUUUAUUGUUCUGUGUUUAUAUGUUAUCAAUCAUUUGCGUUCGACAAUCACAACCGUUUCAAAUAAAUUUUUAAAUUUCAAAACGCACGUUAACAAACGUUUUGUUACAAGACACAAAAUUCAUUCUUAUUAGGUUUUAUAUUUUGUCGAUAUUCUACAACCAUAGACUACACGGAAGCUGGUCCGAAACGCGUUCCAACACUUUCCCACUCAACUCCGAAUCUAUGAUCAGUCCACGUUAGCACAUGCGCAGCAAAUCGAUCACAGAUCAGUCCCAAAUUCCGUGUUUGGAACAAACCUAAUAUGUAUACUAUUUUAUUACGCGUUUAAUACUGUAAAUACAAAGUACCGAACAUGUUUUUCGGUACAUAUUAUUUUUGUUUACUCCGGUAAACCGGGGGAAAAACGCGGAAAAGUCCGCGUUUUGGAAUUUCGCGGCGGCCGCGAUAGCGUUCUAAAUAAUACGACGAAAACGUAACAAUGUCGUGUAACGUCGGGUACCGUGUACAGCGGUCGAGUUAUUAAAACAAAAAGUACCGGUACGGAACGGCGUAAAAAAAAAAAUUAAUUAAAAAACAAUUCCGUCGCUUCGUAUAAAAGUGCAGCAAAAGUAUAUGACGCAUUGUAUAGACGACGGCGAUGCACAAUACAGGUACGUAGGUACCUACGCGUAAAAAUAAAACUUUUCGCACGGUAACAUUUUACCUCCGCGAUAAUAUUAAUAAUAAUACGCAUAUAACGGUAAUAACGAUGACAGCACCACCUGCACCACAACCACCCCCCACCCCCAUCACCCGCCGCGGGGCCGCGGGGUACCCUCGCGGGACGGAUUUGUCAACUCGCGCUGGCGGACGGCGUGGCACGUGCGCGCGCGCUCGCGUGUGUGUGUGUGUGUGUGUGUGUGUAUGUAUGUGGACGCGUAUUUAGUGUACUGCCCUGCCGCCGCCGUCACACACCGCCACACUGCGCGUACUGCAGUGUAACUUUCUCGGCCGGCACGCACCCGCGUCGUCAGACACUAUAUAAUCGCGGCGGGGUGCGGCCGAUCGGACGCCCGAGACGUCGUACGCCUGUAUACGGCGCGCACGGCAGUUCGGAGCAACACAUUAUCCUUUCGCCGAACCCCCCCCCCAUCCCUACCCCCUUCCACCCUACGUCAGCGCCACGCGGCCACCUGCGCCCUCGCCGUUCUUUAAAUCCGACUGACGACGACGCGACGGGGACAGGAGACGAAAAAUUCGUAUCGUUUUCCCUCUGCCCGCCCGGCGAUAAUGAAAUGCGAUCUGUCCGCCGUAAUAAACGUUACACCGCCGCCGCCGCCGCCGCCGCGCCGGACGAGGCGACGACACGCGAUCGACGUAGGUGCCCGUCGGCGGCACCGCCGUUUUAUUAUACGCGGUUCGCCCCCCCCCCCUCGGUCACAACAUGUCAUUUUCGUUUUUCGAAAAAGGGUCGGAGAAAAAAAUCCAUGACAUUGGAGAUUUUUCAUUUUGUCGAGAAGUUUUUGUAGUUUAGAUUCUGAGUGUAGUGAAGAAUGUAUUGGUUUUGCAAGGAUGUUUAUUUUUUUUUUUAUGUGAACAUUUUCUACCAGAAAGCUUACUCCGAUUAUCAAGUAAAGCACGUUUUCUGAAAAGCGAAAGGAAAUGUUCUCUGGGUGAUACUUUAGAGAGGUCAUUUUUUUAAAUUCUCAUUAAUAUUCGAGAUAAUGAGGAAAACCUGGUUCUUUAGGUUAAAAAAUAUUAAACGAUUAAAAAUAAGGUUGUUAUUAGCAACCGUUUUUAUUUAUUUUUUAUUGUUAUCAAGUUUUUAUUAUUGUAAUCUUGUUUAAACAAUCAUUAUUCUCAUGGAAACAUACAUUGUUGUAAUCAUUUUUUACUAUAGUAUGACAUAUAUAUUGUUGAAAAAGCAUCACUAUCAACUGAACUCCACGCAGAAUCGUGUUUUCGUGGUUUAUCGUUGCUUACAGAUAUACAUUAAAUUCCCGUUUGUAUCCUACCUUCCCAACUUCCCACUUAUAAUAGGGACUGCACCCACGUGUGAAGUAUGUCCGUCAUUUUUUUUUCGUAUAGUACGCCAUUUACUAGAUUAAUUUUAAUAUUAAUGUAUAUGUAGGUUACUAUAGAGCAGUGUUGUUAAACUGUGUUUCGCGGAAUCCCGGGGUUCCACGAAUAACUCACAGGGAUUCUGGGAAGGCCUGGAAUAAGUUAAUUAAAAUUCUACAAGGAUUAACUAUUUAACGAUAACUACAGUAAUGAAAAUAUCAAAAUCAGCAAUAGCCCGUCAAGCAUGUGCUGCGCAUUUUUAGCAUUUUUUUCAUAUUCCAUGGACAUUUUUUCUCUAAAAUAUCGAGCCAAAAAUCGGUUUUGAAAAAAAAAACCUUAAUAACGGUUUUUGCUGAUACUAACCAAUUAUAUUAUAGUAAGCUGCUGUAAAUAAUAAGUUUGCUACUGGUAAUAAAAAAUGUAAAACGCGACUUGUGAGUCGCGUUUUACAUUUUGACUGUGAUACACUUGAUGAUGAAUUUUUAAUUCGAAACUGGUCGUAUAAUGCACUUAUCAUAAUACUCUAGGUGACGUAUUGAUUCAUUUAUUUAUUUAAUUUGUAUACAUAUAUUUUUUAUUCAUAUAUUUAUUUUAUUUAUUUAUUUACAAGUAUUAACCAUUUUAAUAAUUUUGUUUUUACUUUAUUAUUUUAUUAAAAAUAAUAUACCUUUAGACUAGUACUAAUAUGAUAUAUCUCGGAUCAAGUGGGAGGGGGGUGUCAUACUUCUCAAACAGCCUCUUGGAUACGCUCAGUCGCGCACACAGUGGGAGUUAGGGGGUCAAACCUUCUCUCCGAAACGUCUUCCUUCACUACGUUUUUUUGAAUCAAGUUUUAUACUCAAUAACAUAAUAUCUAUAGAAUACCAUAAAAUAAACUACAAUUUAAUUCCAACAAAAAUCAUUUAUUCAGUAACAAUAGUGAUAGUACUGCACUUAUAAUAUGUGCUAUACCUUCUUUAGGAAAUUAUUAUAAACAAAACCCCUCACGAAAAAAAAUCCUGCGUGCGCUACCGGAUACGCCACUGGUGUAUAUUAUAUAUGUAGCGUAUUUACACCUAUAAUUUAUUAUUAUACCUAUAGUUAUGCAUGCAAAUUUCACGUUGAACAAAACAAAAAUUGUAUUCGCAAUGAAGGGUACCUGUACGUCAACUUGAAUUAAUCAUCCAGUGUAGGUAUAAAAUGAGGUGUUCUGUAUAUUAUAUGGAAUAUAUAAUAUUAUCACAAUAAUAAUAUUAUAAACGUCACCAUGUAAUAUGACAGAUUUUCUCGCAUAUACCUAGGUACUCUAAAUGUAUAAUAUCCGCAGUCGUACUUGUAUAUUGUUCUCGCAGUCAUUACUCCAUUAGGCUAAAAUAAAUAAACAAUAUUGAAAAAGUAAAUUAAAAUUAAUCCGACGGGAUAGGUACACUGCAUUUCACUUAUGCGUGCACGUGCGACAUGUCGACAUGCAGUAUUUAUAACAUUAUUAUAAUAUGAUAAAAUGUAUUAGUAUAGUCACCAUCGACUGCUCGUCAUCGAUGUAGUUAUGAUAUUCAUUUUGGCGUGAUAAUAUUUAAAGGCGGUCGGUAAUUGGGCCAAAUUUUAUCUAUCCGCUUCGUAUAUAAUACGUUUUUAAAUUCGAUUCCACGGUUAUAUUGGGUCACAAAAUGUAAAUACAUUUCUAUAAGGACGGAAUUUGUUUUCGCCAAAAACGAAAAAGGUUCAAUUUUCGUUUUAGCCAAGGGGAAUUUCUUUUUUAUAGCUUAAUAAAGUUUAAAAUCCGUUUAGAGUUACCGAAUGACAAGGAGCCGAUUUUCGUUGACCCCCAAAGAUUGGUUUUUUUUUCAGCACCUAAAUAUCUAUAGUUACAUGAAUUUAUUUCAUUUCUCUACGCAUACGUACGUCGUAUAUAAUCUAUAUUCAUGUUUAGUUUGAAGUAUUUUUGUUAUUAAUUGUACAAAAUUUACAAAAUGUUGGUAAAUCAUAAAACUGGAAUUAUCUGUAAUUUUCCGCGUUCCGCAGCUUUUUGUAGCCUUGUCAAUAUCGAUUUUCUUCUUAUUAAUUAUUUUAGGACCUUAUUUGUUCCUUAUUAUAUUUUGAUGAUAUUUACCUUUAUGUUGUUUUUUGUUCAACGAUAAUUUAAACCGAAAAAAACAAAUACAUAGUUUUAAAUUGCGGUAUCCGCAUUAAAUACGCUGCUCGUGAAUUGGCAUUUUUUUUCAUGAAAUGAAAUUAUAUGGUAUUGUUACACAUGUACAAAUAAAAUAUAGAGAUACGCCCCAGAAAAAAAAAUAUCUUUUGGUCCACCCUAAUGAUUAUGUUACAAACGUGGAUUAUUUUAAAAUUCACUCAUGGUCACUUGGUUGAAAAUUGUUCAUAUAGAAAGCUAAAUAUAAUGACCUAAUUUUCUAUAUAGUUUUAAAACUAAUUUUCUUGGCCAAAGUAUACCAAACCUUUAACUUUUUUCGCUCAUAAACAUUGUGCGUACUAUGCACCCGUCUCGUGUUAAAAACGCUAUUUGAACUUAUAAUGUGGUAAGGAUGUUUUAAAUUUAUAAAGCGACUACUUUGAUGGUCGUAUUGAUUUAUAUAGUGCCAGACAUUGUACAAAUUUAAUACUUUUCAAGAAAAUUUGUUUUUUCUCGAGUUGUGUUAUUUUAUUGAUCUGUGUGAUCUGAUGUAUAUACGAUUUUCGAAAGGAGCGAUAUUAUAGUUAUAGGUAUUUGAAUAAUUUACGUGAAUUAAACAAUACAAGAUAUAUAAGGGUUUUUAAACAUCAAGCAUCAUUGGCGGACACUUGGAAGGGCUUGACAGUAGUUUAACCAAUCUGAAAUUUGGCCAAGCCUCCAAAAUCAAAUUCACAUCAAAUAAAUACAAAGUAUACUUAGUUAAUUUUAUGGGGGGGGGAGAUUGGUUGAACCAUGCAAAUUAUUAAUAAGAAUAAUAAGAACAGGACAUGUAUGUAAAAGGCUCGUUUGCCUGUGUAUUCAUCAUUGUGCAGUGUAUAUUUCUUAAAUUGAGACCCACUUGUACGUAAGCUACUCGAUAUUAAAAGUAUAUUAUGCUAUUAUAAGGGAAUGGAUUUGCUUUGUUACUGAAAUUCAACAUAAUUUAAGUGUAUACAAGUGAAUAAUACAAUUUCCCAAGGAAACGUAUAUGAAAAAAAGGGUAUUUGUAUAUACCAUUUGUUUCUUGAAUUUUUAAAAAAAAUUAUCACCCUCUUGAAAACACCUUCAAUAUCCCAUAUUUGAAAAUCCCGUAAUGAAGAUUCCCUUCAUUGGAAUGGUGAAGUGGAAGGCUAUUGUAAAAUAAAAAAAAAAAAAUAAAAUUUGAUAUAUCUAAUGAAAAAAAAAACAUAGCACCUACGCUUUGAAAGUUGUUUUUAUUGAAAAAAAUUUAAAACCGAACAAUUAACUAAAAAAAAAAAAAAAAUUAUGCUUUCUAUUUAGGAAUGAAGCAUAAAAGCAUAUUUUGUGAAAACACGAUUGCUGUCUUCCAUACACUCAAAAAAUAUCCAUGACCUAAGCAAAACCGUGCUUAACAAAAUUAAGCAAUUUUUAUUUUUACUAAACUAUUCUAACUAAUUUAUUUUGGAAUUUUGAAUGUCUUAAAAUAAUUAUCUAUCAUAAAUAAAUACAAAUAAGCAAAUAAGACACAACAAAUUCGUUAAAUUAUUCUAAUUUUUAAUUCUGAGUGGAGUGAAGGAGCCUAUUGUUUUACAAAGAUGUUAUUUUUUUUAUUAGUGCGCGACUUUUCUAUCAGAAAUUUUGCUCCGAUUUACAAUGAUAAUAUUUUUUCUGAAAAGAAAUCGGACCUGGGAAGUAUUUUGGGGAGGUAAUUUUUUGGUUUUCUCUGAAGUUUUCUUAAUAUACCUAUUGGAAAAACUGAAAAAAAAACGGACCAACCGAAAAAUAGGUGCGAUAUGAAAAAAAUAUUAUCAAAGAAAAUGUUUAAAUCAUAUGAUUAUAUACCAUAAAAUGACAUAUAUUGUUGACAAAGCAACACUAUUAACUGAACUCCAUUCAGUAUUUUGUUUUUUCGUUAGAAAUGUUUUAUGGUUACUUACAGAUAUACAUUAAAUUCCUGUCUGUAUUCUACCUUCCCAACAUCCCCCUACAACAGAGGCUGCACCCACAUGCGAAGUAUGUCCUUUUUUUAAAAUUAUAAUACAUAUCAUUAAAAAAGUAAUUAUAGAUAAUCAUUUUGCCUGCGUAAUUUAUAAAUCUAAAAUUAAAUACGAGUAGGUACUUCCUAUAUAGCCAAUAAAGUAGGUAAUUAAUUUGUAAUGUUAUAUAAUUUAGUUGAUUAAAUUUCACUUUCAAAUUUAUCGAAGCUCUAAACUUUUAACUCGUACAGGGGUAUAAUAAAUUAUAGGUAACAAUGGUGACAUAUUUGAUAAAGUAAUAAUUUGAGUAAUCUAUAAUGAUACAUGUUGGUAACUUUUUUUAAUGUCAAUUAUUCUAUAAUAUUACAAAAUGCCUGAUACUUUUCUGUUGCUAUCGUUGAUAGGUUACUGUUGUAGGUGGGAAAUAGGGAUAAUAUGAUAUAGGGUAAUUUAUUUUGCCGUAAGCAACAAUAAAUCAUUGACCUAAAAAACAAGCGAUUCUGAAUGGAUCUUAGUGCACUUAUAAGGUUAUAUAGUAUUAUAGCCAUAUGUUUUUUUCUCUUUGUAACCAGCUACUCAGAAAUCAACAAAAGUAAAAUCAAUGUAUCGUCAUUUUUUGUCAAUUUUUAAUUUUGUUAUAUAAAAUAUUAUUGCGAAUCUAGAAAUGUUUUUAAAAUAAAGUGCUAUCUAGUAAAAACCCUUGCGAAUAAUUUAGAGCAUAUUUUUACUAAUUGAAAAAUAAUUUUUCCGAGAAAAAAUACCUGGAUUUUGGGUAAUGGAUUUUAAAACAAAAUUAUUUCAAGUACCUCCGGGCAUUUUUCAAUCCAUCUUAAGAUGUUACCAACGUGAAAAAAAAACAUAGCACAGCACUCAUCAAAAAUCGCUUGCAAAAAAAAAAAAAAAUUAAAAAUAAAACCAUUUUUUCGGGAAAAAAAAGUAUUGGAAAUUUUGAAAUAUGUUUCGAAUAAAGUAUCAUCACAAGACACGGAAAAUCCGCAUCAUUUAAAGUUUGACGUGAACAAUUCCGAGCGUUUCAUUACUGACCGAAAAAGUGUUUUCCAAGAAAACAAAAAAAAUCCCGUUUUUUCAACUACGGAUUCGAUGGUUAGAAUCUGAAAUCGAUAAAUAACGUCCAAAAUAUUUUUUACGUAUUUUGUUUUGUCGAAAUUAUCGUACGGCAUGUGAACUGUACAACUGUAUACCUGCUGCAGUAGUAGUGAUGUAUUAUUAUAAAGUAUAAUAUUGUUUGUAUAUGUUUUUCAGACGGAAAUCCUGACGCAGAAGACGUAUUCGACGACGAAGACCUCAUGCCGUCGUUAUCUCCUAGAGGUGAGCAAAAACGAAAAAAUAAAAUAAAAUGAUAAUAAGAAACUUAAUAGAAAUCAUAAAAACAUCGAAUUUUUUUUACCUCCUUCCCAUAUAAUCGUAUGUACAGAAUACAAUAUAUAUAUAUACGUACAUAUAUACAUGGAAUAUACCUAUAUAUUAUACAGAGUGUAUACACUAUAUGUCGUUUUCUCUUUUAUAUACGUAAACGUAUACGUAUAUAUAUUAUAUACGUAACAGCAGCUAUAAAUAUAUAUAUAUAUAUAUAUAUAUAUAUAUGUGUGAAUAAAAUCCCAGGGUUUUCGAGUCGCUCCCGCAGGUGCUAGGGGGAUUUUCGGUGUCCCUGGGGGCCAGCCGUAACGAAGAAACGAGGUGCGGGAAACCCCUUUUGCAAUUUCCACUCCUGCGGGCCGUCACCGCCGCCGCAAACUUGGGACAACGAGGUUGCGUUUCAACUAAAUUGGCCGCUUUUCACGCCGGCAUUUCCACGCGCGGUUCAUACGUGUUUCAUUAUGCCAAUGGGAACGGUUUGUGGCGGCAGUUCUCUCUGUCCCCGUGCUCUGUCGUCGUCCUUCUCGCUCUUUCGCCGCAGAAGCGCGACGACUGUGUCGUUCCCACUUCUAUACCCGCCGCCGCCGCCGCGGGCUGUACGUACGCAUAG
This is a messenger RNA of Cinara cedri, 16018 nucleotides long. The record is from the annotation of a GenBank genome assembly. NCBI's taxonomy places the organism in Eukaryota, Metazoa, Arthropoda, Insecta, Hemiptera, Aphididae.